AUGUCUUCUACUCCUCCUGACAGUCCAAAGAACUCCAAUAAUGAAGGUCCUAAGAAAGAAAACAGUGGCAAUGAAGCCAUUGAUCCUACCAUGAACCCAUCGAGUCCCUUCUUCAUUCAUCCUAGUGAAGGACCCUUCUCUGUCUCCAUAACCCCUGUCCUUGAUGGCACAAACUAUCAGUCUUGGUCUCGUGCCAUUAAAAUGGCUUUAAUCUCAAAAAACAAGAUGGCUUUCUUGUUAGGCACCAUUCCUGUUCCUAAGGUUGAAGAACCUCUUUAUUCUGCUUGGGAAAGGUGCAAUACCCUCAUCAUGUCGUGGUUACUUAACUCGGUUACUCCCUCCAUCACUCAAAGCGUUAUUUUCCUCGAGUGUGCCAUAGACAUUUGGAAUGACCUUUGCGAACGUUUUUUGCAACGCGAUCUCCUCAGAAUCGCAGAGCUCCAGGAAGAAAUAUAUGGACUUUCUCAAGGAACUCGUCCUGUCACUGAGUUCUACACCGCACUGAAGACCCUCUAG
This is a messenger RNA of Abrus precatorius (Indian licorice), 516 nucleotides long. RefSeq lists its product as uncharacterized. Bases 1 to 516 code for a protein of 171 amino acids. NCBI's taxonomy places the organism in Eukaryota, Viridiplantae, Streptophyta, Magnoliopsida, Fabales, Fabaceae. The record is from RefSeq and is a predicted model, not a curated record. The transcript has a single exon.